GGUCUUCUGGUGGUUUCAAAAUAGACUUCCACCGAUGAAGGAUUUUUUAUUGCCCUCCCCCACCAUCACCAACCUCAAAUAAAAAGUACAGGGGUAUAUAUUUCCUUGCCGCCCUCAUGCCACUUGCACUGAAGCAAGGGCCAUUAUUAUAAUACUUGUCAUCUGUUGGUGUCGCAUCGAGACCACCUUAAAAAACAUGAACAGUCCGUAUUUUCGCCAUGAAGUUCUGGCUUGUGAGACUGGUGAGCUGAAAAACUUCUGGGAAAAGACAAUUGAGAAACAAACUCAACAUUCUGAAGCCGAAAAAGACCGUAAAAAAAGAAGUGCACUGACAAAACUCAGACAAGAAUGGAAAGAAAGGCUGGAGAAAAGACUGAAGAUGCUAGAAGAACAGGAUGAGACUGAAGAAACCCAUAACUGAUCUUCAUGCACAUCUGUGUUUGACAGAAAUAUGGCCAUAAGCUAAAUUGAAAGAUGAAAGUUUGUGUUCAGGCACAGUUCUAAUGUAUGGCUUGUUUUCAUUCAGAAACUUCACUGAAUUUAUGUAGGAAAUACAUGUACUGUAGAUACUGCUUUUUGAGUGUGUCUUUGAAUAUUUGACUUCAUCCUUUGGCUAGCACAGUCACCCUUUAUAUUCCUCUUGAAAGUUUUCUUAGCACUAUAUCAUACUUUCCUAAUUGGUAAUUUAUUGUUGAAAUGAUGGAUUUUAGAUUUGUAAUAUAAUUUGCCCUGUUUUUCAGGCACUUCCAGUGUUAUGUUAUUUUACAGCUUUUCAUCAAUUAUGUAGAGCCACAAAUAAAUUUACUAAAUAAAUAAAACAUCAA
Molecule: messenger RNA, 824 nt
Organism: Anolis carolinensis (green anole)
Lineage: Eukaryota; Metazoa; Chordata; Lepidosauria; Squamata; Anolidae
Gene: fam240a
Product: family with sequence similarity 240 member A
Exons: 3
Coding region: 197-421 (74 amino acids)
Source: RefSeq, a predicted model, not a curated record